AUGGCGUCCACCGCGGCAGAAUCUGAUCUGCCUUCGGUGGACGCGACAAAGUCGUCCGAGUUAAUGACUGUAGGCCAUUUAUCGGAUGACGUAGUUGAAUUGAAGACACAUAUCGCAGCUAGAGUGGCAUUAUUGUACAGAAGAGGUGGUUCUCUUGCCAAUUUGGCAAAGAAAGCGGAAUUAGCUGACGAUGGUAUAAUAAGCAAGAUAUUACAAUCACCGCUGCCACAAUGUGACCGCAGAGCACUUGAAAUGGCAUUCCUCAUCAUAAAAAUAGUCAAGGAACGUACCAUGGUAGCGGAUACUGACAAUUGUGGGAAGGAACACGUGAGCGAUGUCUGCAUAGAAACAUGUGCCGCUACCAAGCCAGAGGAGAUGCAAUAUGAAAAUCUCCAAGAAACUGUACUAGAUAUACUAACUUUAAGCUCUAUAUGGGGAAUUGAAUCUGCAGUAGGAUCGAAUCUAGCACGACUGUGUUAUGACAUACUAUUCAAGUUAAGCGGGGCUCGUAAAAACCAACACCUAAACCGCUAUGUAAACACGUUCCUCGAUGAAACUUAUAGAUUGGGAGGAGAAGAGACCUACUGGAGGUUACAAUUGCUCCACAAAGCGCUACGAAAUGGUACACUGGGAGAUAAGGAGCGUGCAAAGCUAAUGCGCGCUUGUCUAGAUAUUGCCAAAAGAAAAGAUAACACUAUAUACGUGAUCGAUGCUGUAACCAACGUUAUAUCCGAUAUUUGGAGUAACCACAAGUGUAACCUUGAUGAUAUGUCCCCAGAGUGUAGAAAUGGGCUCAUGGCCAAGCUACUGGUGAAGGGACAUGAGCUUGAGCAAGUAGUGACCAUGUUGGUAUCGGCAGCUGCUAAUGGCACUUAUAAUGAGAGGAAAGUUGCAAUUGCAGCAUUGACAAGUGCAGGUGCAACAAUACAGAACGAUGAAGUCACGGAAAAGGUUGGAAAGCUUCUAAUGGCGCCAACAAAUGGAGAUUCCGGUAUACUCACAAUAGGGGCCGCUAUCAUAAGGGAUCAUGCAAGUGCUGGAAAAUAUAUACAGCAGUUAUACGCUUAUAUUGCGAAGUCUAUCGAUAUGGAAGCGAAAUCACUGGAAGAAAUGGUUUGUCAAAUGAAAAUUGAUCUAUCGCAUCUUAUGUCGACCGAUACACCACCGACAAAAACACAGACACAUAUAAUAAGAGCCAAAGAAAACUACUUCCUAUUAAGAGAUAUUAUACAGGCGAUAACGGCAACUUUACAGAGGGUGACCACAUUCCCAUCGGAGUCUUUAUGGAACAGUGAACUCAUGGUCAUGGUAUACCUUGGUACGAUAUGUGAGGAGUUGGUACCAUAUGUCAUGGGUGUUAUAAAGGAAAUUACACGUUUUGAUACGAUACCGAAGCAACUGUUAAGGUUCGGGUUCGGAACACUUGAAAAUUGCAAAACGACAGGGAAGUUCUUCGAUCACCUUGGUGUGGUCACAUGCCAAUUAGCAGGCACGGCGAUUGAAGAUUGGAUAUCUAAGUUAAAGGGCUACCCAGAAGUUGAACUUGGGUCAUUGACUAAGUUAACUCUGGAAAUUGCCCAGGUAAUGCGGGCUAUGGUGGCAACGCUCGAUAGAAAGUUAGUGCAGUAUCUAUGCACGAUGCAUAUAGCAGAGACUCUAGCCUGGGUAGCAGCAUUGUCACGUAAAUUACCGUGGAGUGAAGAAUUGAAACUGGGUUGUGUAACAGUUGCAAAUACACAACGCCGUAUGGUACAGGUUAUCCAAAUGUCAACAAGGGUAAGUGACAGGGGCUCUGUAAAACUGGAAGACGUUUACUAUGCCAGCGGAGAUACGCUUUUAUAUCUUGCUGGCGGCUUCGAAAUGCUAUGCGGAACUUAUGUACCACCAGUUAAGAUGGUAUGUAUGAUGCUCAAUAUGACAUGGCAUCCAGCAAUUUCAAGUCUUGUUUUCAAAGGGUUGACAGUGCUACUCAGGAACAACAAUAUCGGAAUGAAGAUGAAAAUUGCAUUGAUCACAUAUUGUAUACGCGUUCGUAUAAAUACCGAAUGGAAUGUCCGGGUACUUGAGGAUUAUCACGAAUUCCUACACACAUUUUACGAAAAACAUAUACGCCACUAUGAAUUGCGCAGAAGUAAUAAAGAUAACAUUUUGGCGAUGUACACACCCAAAGAUGGAUGGAAGGCGAAGAAAAGGACGCGGUAUCGAGGUAGGGUGGACCUUGCAAUGAACCGUCAUGUUGCAACCUUCGUGAAAGAACACAUAAAGAAUGUUCUAAAAGAAAUCAAAAAUACAUAUAUGGUGACAUACCAACCGAUUAAACUUCUUAAUGAAGACAUGUCCGUACCGAUAGCAAUCCGAGAGAGACAUAUACAUGAUUGUCCGGAAAGUUUGGCUGCUGUGCCAUGGGUAGGAGUUUCAAGAUUAACUAGCCUGUUGGAAGAGGUACAACGUAGAGGACCGCGCGAUACUAAAACGUGGUCACAUCUACUCAAAAGGUUCGAGAUAAUCAUAGAAUCAUUCGGACAUAAACAUCUGGCACGGGCAUUAGUGUCCAUGUCUAAAAAUGGGCAUGUUCCAAAUGAUUUGGUUAGUAAAAUUAGAACUCAAGCCUUGGCACAGCUAAACCAAUGUGAUAUCCUGUCUUGCUGUGGCAUGUUAUAUGGUAUGGAAAGGUUGAAAAUAUGUGAUUCUGCGCUCUUAAAACUUUUCAGCGACCAGGUAAUGGCAACUAUAGGCACGGCCAAAGAGCCAUACCCGAUUGUUAUGUUGAUCAAUACCUUUGCGAACCAUGGUGAUCGAGUAACAACAUGUGCGCUAUUGGGUGAAUUGAACAAGAGAUUGGGAGAAAUGAGCCAUCAAGCAUUGGCUAUGGUGAUAAUAUCAGGCACUUCCAACUUUGGGCAGGCACCAGAAAUCAAGGCGCUGCUGAUGCCAUUGAUUCUAGAGGCAACGAAAAGAUUGACUCAUAUGGAUCUAAGAUCACUUACACAAUUAUAUUCCAGUAUAUCUAAAACUGAAUUCAGGAUAAGAGAACAUAUCAUGGAUGGAAUUGCCGACGUAUUGGUUCAAAAGGCCGAUGGGAUUACUCUACACCAGGCGGCACUGGUGCUUAGUGGCGCGGCGAAGAGACGGCAUCUACACUCAGAGAUGAUAGGUGCUAUAACAAGGGCUGUGGAACGGAAGACAUUCGAUGGAAAACCACAACAGAUGCUAUUCCUACUCUCGGCAUUGUUAAGGCUGAAUUUGCAUGAAACAGCUUUGGUUGCAAAGAUAACACAAGAGCUAGGUAAAAGUGACCUGAGAUCAAGUGAUUUGGCAAAUCUUGUUUAUCUCGCCGGGAAGUGGAAACUGCAACAUGUUACGCCGCAAUGGCUUUUUGACCAAUUCGAGCGGCUAUUGCAGCGCUUUCCCCAAGGUUUAUCGCUGCGAGAAGCCGCUAUCAUCGCAUACGGGUUCUCUAUUAUCGGCAACACCGCUCAAAUGGAACGGACGUUACGUAUAGCAGAGGACAUUGCAGAAAAGGCAGGGGAGCAGUGCGACCGUCGUGCCAUGGCAAUGAUCACUUAUGCGUCAAGUAGACUGAAAAUCUAG
Molecule: messenger RNA, 3591 nt
Organism: Babesia sp. Xinjiang
Lineage: Eukaryota; Apicomplexa; Aconoidasida; Piroplasmida; Babesiidae
Exons: 3
Coding region: 1-3591 (1196 amino acids)
Source: RefSeq, a predicted model, not a curated record